Rhopalosiphum maidis (corn leaf aphid) is the source of this 1854-nucleotide messenger RNA. RefSeq lists its product as uncharacterized. The record is from RefSeq and is a predicted model, not a curated record. The transcript has 2 exons. NCBI's taxonomy places the organism in Eukaryota, Metazoa, Arthropoda, Insecta, Hemiptera, Aphididae. The coding region runs from base 264 to 638 and encodes 124 amino acids.
UGUUCUCAUACAGACUUGUUUUCCUCGCGCAACUGCUCGCUGGUUUUUUGAAAAUAGGUAUACAAAUUUAGUAUAUUGAUACCUACGCUAAACAAUAUUUAAUCUCGUUAUUUUAACUGUAUGCUGAUUACAUAGAUUUUAUAGACCAUACAUCUAUAAAACGCUGUAAAUUUUAAAUUUGAAUCAAGAUCUAUUUAUUGGUUUCCCAUAAGGUAUAUCGUGGAGCGUAAUAAUAACGAUAGUUCCUAGAUGUCAAUAUUUAAAUGUUCUGUUAUAUUGUGAAGUGUCUGCAGAAUGUCGUUAUGACGACGGCGGUGACUUUAUCAUCGGUUACCUCUUCAGACCGCGGCGGACUACACACGUCCGUGUACUUUUGGUUGAUGCUGUUGGCCGUGUGCCAAUGUCUGUCUGGGACACCGACCACGGCGUCGACAACCCGCCAUUGGAGUUUGGCCGAACUAACGGUGACGUCUAGCGAACUGCCCAAGCAGAUACCGGCGCCGCCUUAUCCCGUACAACAGAGGAUUCAGUCGACUCCGCACUACGACCAACAGCUGAAAUUGCCGUCGGGAAACGGCGUGGGUUCGCGACACCACUACUACCCGUGGACCCGACCGACGGUGUCAAUAAUUAUUUGAGAAGACAACCAUAGUAACCAUUACCCUCAGUCCCCGUCGUUAUUAUGGCUCUUCCGACAAUUUCGUCGCUAUAUAUACAUUUACCUAUUUUAUGACCACCGUUUCGAGCCCGGGAACCAGAACCGAACCGAAACGGGCCGGUUCCUCUUUACGGAUAUUAAUCAUCCGUAUAAGUUACCCAUACGACUCAUACGAGUCAUGUACGUAAACGACGUAAACAUAUUUAACCAGAACCCACAAGUCAGCACAGUCAUUACUUAUUGGACCCUAAACCAUUCCAAUUCCUUCAGGUAAAAAUAACCCGAACUUUUAGUAUGUCAAGCACGAGAAGCGCUAAUAUCCUAUCCAAAAAACCGGAGCAGAUAUGCAAAUCAAAUUAUAUAAAAGGUUCCAGUUCCUGAAUCACCACCUUUAGUGAAGUCGGUUUAACGAUAUUAAACCAAUCAUAAUUAUAUUGUUAUUCCUUAUUUGGCAUUUUUAACUGUUAUAAAAACUAUAUAGGUAGGUUACCUAUUACAUAAAAAAUACAUAAAUGAGACAUGUAGCGGCGACCAAAGUUACCAGCUGGCUAACCACAAGUACUUAUAUUAUGUUACCUUUACGUUGUCUUUUUUUUUUUUUUGCAAGUACCUAGGUAUCUAGAUUUAAGAUGUAUCUUACCGAUCGGUAGCUAUACUUGUAUUUUUAUAUUAUUAUGUUAUUUAUUUAUUUUUAUAUUUAAAAGUAAUCAGAUAAUUUUAGAUGUGAAAUUAUUACACAAAUUCACAGCAUAUAACUUAUAUAUCAAAAAAUAUAUUUAACUACACAAUAUCUAUUUGUUUAUAGCAUAAAUCUACCUAUUGUAUUUUGCAUAUUUAUUGUAUUAUUAUAAUUGUUUGAUAUGUUACUUAAGACAAGUAAUUGUUGAUAAUAUAUUUAAUAAUAACUUAUAGAUUUAAGGCCAUGCUAUGCUUUAUGAAGAAGAAACCUAGCAACCAAGAAAGAAAUUUUAAGAAAAUCUUUUUAUAAGGCUAAAAAUUAAAAUACAAUUUUAAAAAUUGUAUACCGUAAAAUCUAUGAAGUGCUUUAGCUCAAAUUUUUUUUUUAGUAUUGUGAACAAAAUUUAAUCAGUUAUUCAUAAUGAAUGUUAAAAAGGUAGGUAUUUCAAAUCUAUGUAAUAAAUAAAAGACCCAGGGAACUUACUCUGUUGUAUAGAAACUGUACCUCCAAGCGAUAA